AUGGAGGGUUUAGAGCAUAUUGUCUCUUUGAUUGAGACACUGUACAGUCCGACAGGGAGUGCACGAGCAGAUGACCUCAAUGCGAUCCAACAACAAUUGCAAAGCAUUCAGAAAUCGUCAGAUGGGACAUCGCUUGCAAAUGCACUUUUGUCCAGUGAGGCAGUGAGUGACAAUGUAAAGUACUUUGGGGCCUUAACAUUGACUGUUCGAAUCAACAUGUUGACCAGCGAUAGUGAAAGCGACCCCAUGUUUUUAUGGGGGUUACUGAAGUGGAAUUUGAUUCAUCUGGCAAAUUUAACUCAGAGAUAUCUAGAAAACAACUUGUCCAAGUCAUCAUUGGUUAUAAUCAAGAAGUUAAUGUCAAACCUAUCACUGAUUUUUAUUGAUAUCAAUAGCAAGAAACCUAACGAAAUAAGAGAGGAUGCACCAGUUACACAUUGGAAUAAUCCUGUCAACUCUUUGAUCGUCAUGUUGGCGUUCAGCGGUCAAAGAUGGAAUCAAAUCAAUGCAGAUGAUUUAUCUGUGAAUGGUAUGCUAAUAGAGAUGCUCAAUAAGGAAAUAGCAUAUACAGACGUGAUGAACUUUAGCUCGCUGACAGCCCUUCAUAACGAGGUAUUACUUAUGUUUACAGAAAUAAUUGUAGAGGACUUGACCAAAUUUCAGUCGAAGAAGCAUACAAUGCUUUUCAUUCAUACAGUUGUCCAUCAACACUUGUACGUCACAUCAAUCGCGCUGCUGACCGAAAAUUUGAAGUCGCUGACAACAAACAAGAACAUUACCACGGUAGAAACCAUCUUUAACACGACUAAUGCCUGGAUUAACUAUGCUUCCAUGACGAGGGCUGCAUCACCGAUGGAUAUGAACUCUGUUUUCGAAAAUUUGAUUGGUGUCAUGGUGCAAACAAAUGAAACCAACAAUACUUAUGAACUGGCUACGAAAAUUCUAAGCAUUUUGGGCAAUGUAUUUGAUAACGAUCCGGCUAUGAUUGGAUUUGAAUUAAGACAAGAAUUGGAGUGUAUCUUUUUGGGUAUUUCUAGAGUUGCUGGUAAUGUCGACAACUCCAAAUAUCAAUGGAUGUUGCAAUACAUGAACUUUUUAGUAACCAAUGCCUGUUUCACUGAAUUAAAGGAGCUGUCCGUCUGCGUUGUUGAUUUUCUGCAAAUUAACACUUUGGAUUUGUGCAAUAAAUUAUUCACAACUGUUCAGAAGUUAGAUAGCCCUCAACACCUACAGCAGGAAUAUAUCAAGGUUCUCCUUCAAUUAACGAACUUCCCUCUGACCCCUGUUUUAGAAGAGUCGUUUUCUGUAAAAAUGGUGGAGUUCUGGCUAGACUUGUCUGAUGCUUUCUCAAAUCAGCCACAUGAUAUCCUACUCCCCGAAGCUUCAAACAUUGCUGUCGAGAUUUUUUUGCAAGUAGUCAACAUAUAUCUGCCAAAAAUAUCUUUAUUAAACAAGCAGAAAAUUAUAGCAAGCGAUGAGGAUGAGGAUGAUGCCUUUUUGCAUGAGUUUGACGACUUUCGGAGUGCAGUUUUGGAUUUAACACAAUCAUUGUGGACCAUUUUGGGUAACAAUCAUUUGACAAACUCAUUGAUAUCGGGGAUAGGGAUGUCAGAUGCCUCACAGCUACAAGGAACUAGCGCUGAUUACUUCGGAUUCUAUGGAAUUGAAUCCAUGUGUUUUCUGUUGGACAAACUCUUGAUAGAUAUGACAUUAUCAGAAAGUUCAUGGAUUUUUAAUAUUCUUGCCAAAAAUGAAUAUUUUGUGAAGAAUAUUUUGUUGCUGUUCCAGACGGGUGUUGGGAUCGACGCUUCCAACAAAAGCUCAAUGACUUUAAAGCUUGAUUUUGUCAAAUCAAGUUCAUUUCUGAUCGGAACUUUGGCUAGUUAUUUUGUUGUUGCACCACAAGAACUGAGCCUAUGUGUGGAGACGUUGUUUCAAGGACUUCAGUCUUGUACUAUUUCCACUGGCCCUCAUAGAAACUUGCAUGGUAAGUUAGAGACCAUUAUUGUGAAAACCAUAUCCCAAUUGUGCGAAAUGUGCCGAUCACAACUAGCCACUUACUUAUUCCAUUUUAUGGAUAUUUUCAAAACUUUGAUUCAGCCAGAUGUGACGGUCUCGUCAUUUGGUAGAGGUAAAAUGGCAAGAUCAAUAGGCUAUGUUAUUGAAGGGUAUGCAGGCCACGGGCCGGACGAACAAGCCAAAUACAUAGACCAGUUUUUGGAUCUACUCAUUACGAAUAUAGACCAGUGUUUGAAUAUGCCUCCGCCUGUGAAUGUACAACAGAUUGACUAUGUUCACAGUUUGUUGAACUGCAUAUCUGAGUUCGGAUCCGCCUUAAUUCAUCCUGAAGAUUCGGAUGACCCUCAAUAUUUGUCAAAAUUGUCUGCUUUCCACCAAUUUUGGGCCUCUGACCCAUUGAACUGUCGUGCUAAGAUUUUAAGCGUUUUGGAAAGAGUAUUGACUCACCCUGGAUACAACCAAAACUCUGGAUUCAUCGAGGUAAGUUGCUUGCUCUUAGGCAAAACUCUAACCUUACCUGACGAUGAUCCCCACUUCUUACGGUUUAGCAUGAAUGAGAUAACUGAAUUUAUUUUAUCGCAUCUAACAAUUUCUCCAUACAGUACCGCAUUACCGUACUUUGCAUACCUAUUAGAGAAAUUAGUGUCUCAUUAUAAGAAUCUGCUGACAUCUCAGGAUUUUGAUAUCUUGUUUCAAAAGGUGUUUUUGAACUACUACGAUGACUACUUGUGUAGAGAUCCCGAUCUGCUACAAGCAAUGGUAAACUUUGUCAUUUCAGUUUUGGACACCAAACCAUCUAUCCUGAUUAACUCUGCUUCGUUUUCGAACUUUGUUGUUCCAAUAUUCAUAAAGCUGCUACCAUCCCAAGAGCGGUUUACAAUUUCGGCUGUUACCAAGUUUUGGACCAAGUUGAUAAAUAAUAAAAAGUACACCCAGGAAGACUCAAUUACAACAAAAAGAUGCAUUAUAUCUGUGGGUCAAGAUGUGGUAUCCCAGACCUUUUAUGGCCUUUACCAUACCCAAAGAUCCGAUUUGAACAGUUAUACGGACAUGAUUAGAGCCUUGGUUGCCAAAUUUCCCCUAGAAACGAAACAGUGGUUAAUCGCGGUACUUCCACAGCUAUGUGAUAAGCCUCAAACCCAUGAAGCUUUUAUCAAUAAGUUGUUCGUUACCAGAGGGAGUAGAGCAGCUGGAAAUGUGAUAUUAACCUGGUGGUUGGAGUGUCAAUCCCUACCCAGCUACUAA
Molecule: messenger RNA, 3264 nt
Organism: Huiozyma naganishii CBS 8797
Lineage: Eukaryota; Fungi; Ascomycota; Saccharomycetes; Saccharomycetales; Saccharomycetaceae
Gene: KAP122
Product: Kap122p
Exons: 1
Coding region: 1-3264 (1087 amino acids)
Biological process (GO): protein import into nucleus
Cellular component (GO): cytoplasm; nuclear membrane
Source: RefSeq, a predicted model, not a curated record